UACCCUAACAGCGUUUCUAGAAGCCACAAGCGACUGGUCCAUGAAUAUUGACAAUGGCCUAAUUAACGGAGUUGUAUUUAUUGAUUUAAAGAAAGCUUUUGAUACGAUCGAUCAUCAAAUUAUCCUACAAAAGCUUAAAAAUUAUGGUAUUAACGAAAACAGUCUUACUUGGUUUCAUUCAUACCUCACUGAUAGAACUCAAAAGUGCCGGGUAAACGGUCAACUGUCAGAUUAUGUGCCAGUGGCCUGCGGUGUACCUCAAGGUAGCAGCCUAGGGCCAUUGCUAUUCCUCAUCUACAUUAAUGAUUUAUCGAACUGUCUUGAUCAUACAACUGCAAGAAUGUUCGCAGAUGAUACAAGUAUUAGUUAUGCAUCCGACUCUGCCAAAGAGCUCCAAAAUGUCAUUAACACCGAAUUGAAAGGUCUAAGCGAUUGGCUAACCACUAAUAAACUAAGCUUAAAUAUUGUAAAAACAGAAUUCAUGGUAGUUGGAUCUAGACAGAGAAUAAAAACACUAAAUAAUGAAAUAGAUAUUGAGAUAAACGGUAAUAUGGUCAACCAAGUUACUUCG
Molecule: messenger RNA, 571 nt
Organism: Paramuricea clavata
Lineage: Eukaryota; Metazoa; Cnidaria; Anthozoa; Malacalcyonacea; Plexauridae
Source: the annotation of a GenBank genome assembly